AAGAAUAAAAAUUAUAGUUUUUUUUUUGGUUGCAGGUAUUCCAACAACUCUUGGUGAUUGUUGUCUUCAUUGGUAUUUUUUUAAGCUUAUUUUCGUCAUCCAACGGAUCUAUGUUCAGUAGAAUACAAUUGGGUAAUCAAGUAGAAGUCGAUCCUGAAGAGAUCCAUGUAACAUUCGAUGAUGUAAAAGGCUGUGAUGAAGCUAAACAAGAAUUAAAAGAGGUCGUAGAGUUUCUAAAAAGUCCCGAAAAAUUUUCUAAUCUUGGUGGUAAACUACCGAAAGGUGUUUUACUGGUGGGACCUCCAGGCACCGGAAAAACUUUGCUUGCACGAGCUGUUGCUGGCGAAGCGAAUGUUCCAUUCUUCCAUGCCGCUGGUCCGGAAUUUGACGAGGUACUGGUGGGUCAGGGUGCAAGGCGAGUGCGUGACCUGUUUAAGGCGGCGAAACAGAGGGCACCUUGUGUUAUUUUUAUUGACGAAAUCGAUUCAGUUGGAGCAAAACGAACAAAUUCAGUAUUGCAUCCAUAUGCGAACCAGACGAUUAAUCAAUUAUUGGCUGAAAUGGACGGCUUUCAUCAGAAUACUGGUGUAAUCGUACUAGGUGCUACAAACAGACGCGAUGAUCUAGAUCAAGCAUUGCUACGACCAGGUCGUUUUGACGUCGAGGUUGUGGUUUCCACGCCGGAUUUUACUGGCCGAAAAGAGAUACUUUCAUUGUAUUUGACAAAAAUUCUUCACGAUGAAAUUGACUUAGACAUGUUGGCCAGAGGUACAUCAGGGUUUACAGGAGCAGACUUGGAGAACAUGAUCAAUCAAGCUGCUUUGAGGGCCGCUAUCGAUGGCGCCGAAACCGUUACGAUGAAGCAUUUAGAAAGUGCGCGAGAUAAAGUUCUCAUGGGUCCCGAAAGAAAAGCUCGCCUUCCGGACGAAGAAGCAAAUCUCAUAACAGCCUACCAUGAAGGUGGGCAUGCCAUUGUCGCUUAUUAUACCAAGGAGUCACAUCCGUUACAUAAAGUUACAAUUAUGCCACGCGGUCCUUCCCUGGGACACACUGCUUAUAUACCUGAAAAAGAACGAUAUCAUGUGACCAAAGCACAGCUCUUAGCUAUGAUGGAUACAAUGAUGGGUGGACGUGCUGCCGAGGAGUUAAUAUUUGGCACAGAGAAAAUCACAUCAGGCGCGAGUAGUGACUUAAAACAAGCUACGUCCAUAGCUACUCAUAUGGUGAAGGAUUGGGGUAUGUCAGAGAGAGUGGGUCUUCGUACAUUCGACAAUUCGAAAGGACUUGUUGCAGCAGAAUCUCUGGGUCCAAACACAGUGGAAAUUGUUGACGCUGAAAUAAAGCGCAUUUUGAAUGAAAGCUACGAACGCGCAAAAGCGAUAUUAAAAAAACACACCAAAGAGCAUAAGGCUCUUGCUGAAGCGUUGCUGAAGUAUGAAACUCUUGACGCAGAAGACAUAAAGGCUAUAAUGAAUGAUUCGCGUUAGCUGGGAAAGGUAUAGAUAUAUUACGAAGUAACAUAUUCGGUAAACAUUUUAAUAAAUAACGGUAAAUAAAGACUUAUGCUUUUAAGCCAGAAACAAAAAAAUAUUAAA
Messenger RNA from Rhagoletis zephyria (snowberry fruit fly), 1595 nucleotides. RefSeq names its product ATP-dependent zinc metalloprotease YME1L (gene YME1L). Gene Ontology annotation, cellular component: mitochondrial inner membrane. Lineage: Eukaryota; Metazoa; Arthropoda; Insecta; Diptera; Tephritidae. Gene Ontology annotation, molecular function: ATP hydrolysis activity; ATP binding; ATP-dependent peptidase activity. Gene Ontology annotation, biological process: mitochondrion organization; protein quality control for misfolded or incompletely synthesized proteins. The record is from RefSeq and is a predicted model, not a curated record.